AUCCUCGAGUGCACCGGGCCUUUUCUUGAUCCUCCCCCCUCGUCCCCCGACCUGAGCCCUGGGAGGGAACGGGCAAGCAGGAGGGCUCAGGACCCAGCCAGAGGGCAGGGACAGGCUGGAGAGGGUGGGGUGGUGGUGAGGGAAUGAUACUCUGGCCAGCCCUCAGUUGGGUCUACUCCCACCGGCAGGAGGGUGGGGCAGGGAAGGAAGAGGGGCAGGAGAAGAGCAGCAGACUGGGGCAAGCCUGGGGACUGAGAGACGAGACACUAAGAAGAAAGGGAGGACACAAAGGCAGCCAAGCCUGAGAGAGAGCAAAGAGGAGAAGCCGGACGGAGCCGGAACCGGAACCGAGACUGUGGCGCGGAAGGAGAGAUCAAAGCGGCAGGAGCAGCCAAGGUGAAAAGAGAGAGCGCCCGGCCGCAGUCCCAGGGGGCGCGCCAGAAGCAGGGGAACUCGCAGCCGCGGGGAGGGAAGGACACGGGACCGUGGAACGAGUGAACGAAGGGAGAGGCGCGGGACCAGUGCCGGCCGGGUCCGCUCGCCCGCCCGCCCUGGGCUUCGCACUCACCGUCCGCCGGCCCGCAGGGGGCACGGCCCGGCGGAGCGGCCGGGAACCGGGCGCCACGCCAAUGCAGGAGGCAGAGGGAACUGACACUGACGACCUUGAGACUGUCCUCUUGCUGCCGUCCUAGGGGUAAAGGAUGAGCAACACCCAUUUUACAGCUGAGGCACCCAGGUUGAAGAAAUGGGCUGUGGAUUAGGACACAGAGAGCCAAGAGGCAGCUAGUCUUAGGUGACCUGAAAGAAUUAAUUACUGCCCUGGGGUCAAGUGCACCAGUUGCAAAACGGAAAGGCUGCCUUCUAACUGGCCCUGAGAUCUGGUGAAAGAGGAGCCAGGCUCUUGCACUGGCAGUCACAGAGUACUGAAAUGACAAACAGAAGUCUGGCAGUUCUACCCCUGGGCCGAUGGAUCACCUGAUUCAGACACUGGGACCCAAGCCCUGGGAUUGGCCUAAAUGAGGGCUGUGUUGACCCACUGGAUGGGCCUUGGCAUCCUGUCAAACUGCUGUGCAUCCAGACAUAAAAAUAACAGCCUGGAAAUAGUGCUGAGGCAGUCUGCCCAUCUCCAUAUGGAAGAUAAAGCCAUCAUGCAGAUGCUGACCAAGCAGUACCCCAGGAACUGCCUGCUGACAGCCAUGGACCGGUACUUGGCCGUGGUGCGCAACAUGGAGCAGGUGGUGAUGAUCCCCAGCCUCCUUCGGGACGUGCAGCUGAGUGUGCACGGGUGCCAGGCCCAGGCGGGGGCUCCUGAUUUGUACAGCUACUUCACCAUGCUCAAGGCCAUCCGUGUGGACGUGGAGCAUGGGCUGCUGCCCCGGGAGGAGUGGCAGGUCAAGGUGGCAGGUGGCAAAGCUGACCAGGCUGAGAGCGAAGCUGCAGAGACAGAGGAGGUCGAGGAGGAGAGGGUCUCGGGGCAGCUGGACCUGGAAGCCCAGUUCCACCUGCACUUCUCCAGCCUUCAUCACAUCCUCAUCCAUCUUACCCUGAAAGCUGAGGAGGUGACGAGGAAAUACCAGGAGAUAAUGGGAAAAGCCAUAUAGGCCUUGGAGUCUAGGAAAGCUUACUCCACACAACAGAAGGCAGAUUCUAUGACGAGGACAUGGAGCAGUUCACUAGCCUGAUGAUCAGACCAGAAAGCCCUGGACCUGCAGCUAGAAGUGAGGGCGACUUGGCUGUCUGGGAUGCUUCCCUACCUUCCUCUGAGAACCAAUUCAUGGACUCAUCACUGGGUCACCUUUAGGAUGCUUGUUGCUAUUCACAACUCUCUUUGCUCCUCUUACCAGCUUGGGUGGUAGCCAGUGGUUCAUGAGGGACCACAUGUCACCUGGCCAGUGUGCUACAGUAGAAAGAGAAGUUUUAGCAUCUGACUAAGCUAAGUUCACAUCCCUCCUCUUGGCAGUCAUUCACUAUCAUCUUAGGCAAAUUAUUUGACCCACUGUAGCCUAAAUUUCCUCAUCUAUAAAACGGGGAUAGUGUUACCUACCUCAUAAAGUUGUUAUGGAAAUUAAACAAGACAGUAAGUCAAAAGCAUCUGACAUAUGAGAGCUAUUAUUAUAAAAGUGGCUUUUUUCUCCCACCCUCACAUUUUAUUUUUUCUAGCCAUCCCUGACUUUUUACCCUCCAGAACUAAGAAGUAUCCUCCUAGACUCUGAGUGAGUGGUUCACACUUAGGCCUGCCAAGCACAGGGGAACUAUAAACUUAUUUAUUGCAGUAGCAAUAAAAAAUACUACCUUGUAUUUGUAUAUAUCUUUAUUAACUUCUAAAGUACUUUCUCAGACAUGAUUUCAUUUUUAACAAGUAGGACUCAAGAGAAGAGAGGUAGAACCACCUGAUUUUUCCCAG
This is a messenger RNA of Hippopotamus amphibius kiboko, 2404 nucleotides long. RefSeq names its product thyroid hormone responsive (gene THRSP). Lineage: Eukaryota; Metazoa; Chordata; Mammalia; Artiodactyla; Hippopotamidae. Gene Ontology annotation, biological process: regulation of lipid biosynthetic process. Gene Ontology annotation, cellular component: cytosol. The transcript has 4 exons. Bases 1017 to 1601 code for a protein of 194 amino acids. The record is from RefSeq and is a predicted model, not a curated record.